Molecule: messenger RNA, 1390 nt
Organism: Emys orbicularis (European pond turtle)
Lineage: Eukaryota; Metazoa; Chordata; Testudines; Emydidae
Gene: EMB
Product: embigin
Exons: 10
Coding region: 26-1081 (351 amino acids)
Biological process (GO): homophilic cell-cell adhesion; dendrite self-avoidance; axon guidance
Cellular component (GO): plasma membrane; axon
Molecular function (GO): cell-cell adhesion mediator activity
Source: RefSeq, a predicted model, not a curated record
GUACUGCAGCUGCCCUGCCCGCACCAUGCGCGUCUCCGGCUCCGGGGCGGGCUCCAUGCGGCUGCAGCUGCUGCUCUCCCUGGCUGCUCUGUGGCUGUCGGAUGCUAACGAACCAGGUACAGCUAUGACAACACGAGAUAUCAAUCAGCAAACUCGAGAGAGCAUUUCAGAUUAUACCGUAAAGGAACCUGACGUAUCUACCCCUGGUUCACAUCUCAGCACACAAGAUUUUAAUCAGCAGACUGAGGAGAAUAUAUCUAAUCUCACAUCAGCGGUGUAUAGCAUAUCCAUAGAUGGGUUUUCCAGUGCUCCAGUGGAAGAAAAUGUCAUAUUAUAUAAUCCAGCUAACAUUGCACUCUUGUGUAGCUUGACUAGAGCAUCCACUGAUUCAGCAACUGGUGAAGUGACGUGGAAGAAGGAUAAUGAAAGAGUUGAAAGUAGCAAUGUCUCCAUUAAUGAAACGAAAAAUGUCUGGAGUACUCAAUAUACGUUGACGAUCAGAGAUCGAAACCAAAUGGGAAAUUACACUUGUGUUUUUAAAAGUGACCAAGAAGUUAAUGCCACAUUUCAUUUACAAGUACCUCAGAUUGAAGGAAAAGAGCAUCACGUAGUCAGUUAUGUAGGAGAUACUGUUGUCCUGGUAUGUAAAAGUCUCAAAUAUAUUCCCAUCAACUGGAUCUGGUACAUGAGUAAUGGAAGUGACCAGGUUGCUAUUAAUGAUUCUUUGAUGCCAGAUAAGUAUAUAGUCGAUGAAAAAUAUGCCAACAUAACGAAACUCAAGAUUCUGAAGAUCUCAGAGAAAGAUGAUAGAUCAUACUGGUGCCAAGCUGUAUUUAAACUAGGAGAGAGCAAAGGAAAAGUAUCCCUUAAAGUUCUCACCUAUAUGACACCACUCAAACCAUUUCUUGCAAUAGCUGCUGAAGUUAUUAUUUUAGUAGCUAUUAUUUUCCUGUAUGAGAUCUACUCCAAAAAGAAACAGAUGCAUGCAGAAGAUGAAAAAGAAUUUGAACAAAUUGAGCAACUUAAAUCAGAAGAUAGCAAUGGUGUAGAAAAUAGCACCACCAGGCACCGAAAAGUUUAAGUCAGUUCCUAAAGGAAGGAGAUUUUAAACCAACAAAAAGGAAAUAUCAUUUGACCAUCACAAAACCACAGGAAGAUGUACAUGGCUAUGCAUUUCAAAUAUUUACAAUGCUUCUAAUUAGAGCUCAUUAGACUUGUAACAAAAAUAAUGAAGAUCUCCUAUUCUGCUUUUAAAAUAUAAUCAUGAAACUGCCUCUUUGUCAAAUAGUUAUUCUAUAAAGACUAUACUGUAUCCAGACAUUAUACAUAUGUACUGUCAAAUAUCUGUUGUUGUGUUUGUGUCUCCUUACUGGUAAAAGUCAAUCUUUAU